Molecule: messenger RNA, 1113 nt
Organism: Aspergillus wentii DTO 134E9
Lineage: Eukaryota; Fungi; Ascomycota; Eurotiomycetes; Eurotiales; Aspergillaceae
Gene: rgsB
Product: putative RGS domain protein (Rax1)
Exons: 3
Coding region: 1-1113 (370 amino acids)
Biological process (GO): intracellular protein localization
Cellular component (GO): plasma membrane
Source: RefSeq, a predicted model, not a curated record
AUGUCUUCGCCUUCACUCCUGGACAUGGAGCCGCGCAACCGGCUCCCGACUCUCUUUGAAGUUCUCAGUCGUCGGACUCUGGCUCCUGUCGAUCUCUUUUCUUUCUACAUUUAUAUGCGGGACCAGCAGCGCUCGGUGGAUUAUUUGGACUUUUGGCUUGAUGUUUCCCAGCACAUGUCCUUGUGCCGCCACUAUGUCCGAGAAUUGCGUCGCUCCGUUCUCGUAGCAACUCCCGACCUCGAAAAAACACAUAGCAAGAGUUCUUCCGCGGUUCUGGACAAUCUGGAGAACUUGGGUGAUAUUCCGCUCGUGGAAGCUGGGCCGUCAGGUACGCGCAACGAACCAGAUGACAAGGACGCGGAUUUGCGACUGUCGGCCUUUUUGCGCUCGGAUGGCCAUACGUCUGGACACUCGCCCCAAAGCAGCAUUGAUUCUCCGUCUGAACGAACCCCAUCAAACGAAGAGCCGCCCCGUGAAAGCUCCGGAACACGUAACGACUCCCACUCGAACUCUCCCGGCCACACAGUAGCGCGUGCGGAUAUCCGCGCCAGUGCGGAAAAGAUCCUGUACACCUAUUUGAUCCCCGGUUCGGAACGAGAAAUUGUUUUGCCAGAGGAUAUGGUGCACGGCAUCAUCAAUUUGGUUGAGGAUGAUGGCAGAGAUGAUCCCGAAGUGUUUGAUCCCGCCAAGGAUUAUGUCUUCCAAGCAAUGGAGCGAGAUGCUUUCCCAGGAUUUUUGCAGGCAAAGGCCUUGGGUAAUUUGGUUCCGUUGACGAUCAUUGCACGUCUAGCUUUUGCUUUAAUUAGCUUUGGUGGCGGCUUUUGGGGAGCUUUCUACGUCAUCCUCCGGGAUAAGCCAAGACACAUUCGCUGCUGGUUGAUCUUGCCCUUUGCGGUCGCAUCUUACUUCAUCUCUUCGUAUCAAUACAAGAUCGAUCCGUUUAUGGCAUUCAUGGGCUACAGUGAAUACACAUUCAUGAAUUGGGCGCCAAUUCGCGAAAACUAUGUCCGAGCGCUCCUGGUCAAACGUGCCACUGCGACCAUGUUUAUCGGCUUUUUCGUCGCUGCUGCUUUGAGCAUCUUGUUCAUCUUCGUUCCUGGAACCUAUUUCUAA